Messenger RNA from Anguilla anguilla (European eel), 1980 nucleotides. RefSeq names its product trafficking protein particle complex 5 (gene trappc5). Gene Ontology annotation, cellular component: TRAPPIII protein complex; TRAPPII protein complex; TRAPPI protein complex. Bases 59 to 712 code for a protein of 217 amino acids. The record is from RefSeq and is a predicted model, not a curated record. Gene Ontology annotation, biological process: endoplasmic reticulum to Golgi vesicle-mediated transport. The transcript is spliced from 3 exons. Lineage: Eukaryota; Metazoa; Chordata; Actinopteri; Anguilliformes; Anguillidae.
CGGAUGUGUCGAUAGUAUUAAAUAUUGACUGCUGCAUGAACUUCUACUGCGCAUCCACAUGCUGUACUGUGACGCAGCGCACGUGACCCGGAACAGGAAAUCGGCGUGUUUACUUCAGAACUGCGCGAUUCCAGAAAGCCAGAGAAUGGACACCCGCUUUACGAGGGGGAAAUCGGCGAUCCUGGAGCGCUCGUUAACCCGGCCGAAGACCGAGGUCAGCGUGAGCGCCUUCGCCCUGCUCUUCUCCGAGAUGGUGCAGUACUGCCAGAGCCGCGUUUACUCGGUGUCCGAGCUGCAGGCGCGCCUCGCGGACCUCGGCCAGGGCGUGGGAGCGAGCCUGCUGGACGUCCUGGUGCUGCGCGAGAAGAACGGGAAGAGGGAGACGAAGGUUCUCAACAUACUGCUCUUCAUCAAGGUGUCGGUGUGGAAGGCGCUGUUCGGGAAGGAGGCCGACAAGCUGGAGCAGGCCAACGACGACGACAAGACCUACUACAUCAUCGAGAAGGAGCCGCUGAUCAACGCCUUCAUCUCGGUGCCGAAGGAGAACAGCACGCUGAACUGCGCCGCCUUCACCGCGGGCAUCGUGGAGGCCGUGCUCACCCACAGCGGCUUCCCCGCCAAGGUCACCGCCCACUGGCACAAGGGCACCACCCUCAUGAUCAAGUUCGACGAGGCGGUCAUCGCCCGCGACAAGGCCCUGGACGGCCGGUGAAGGAGGCGGGGCUAUGUGGGGGUGGGGUGGGGUGGGGGGCGGAGCCUUGCAUGUCUUGGGUGGGCAGGGCUUACUGAGUCGGUGUGCUGUUCUUCACUCUAUGGUUUUGUUUGUUUGUUUGUUCGUUUUUUUUUAACAAAUGCAGCACAGUUUCACCAACCUGUCUGCAUAGCUUAGCCUGUUCAGUGCUGGCCCACCGUAUCAGCCAAUCCAUAUACUUUAAAUGCCAGUGAAUCUGUGUGGGACUGAUCCUUAAAAAAAAAUCUUCUGUGUGACUCUGAUUAGUCGAGUGGCAUCAUGUGACAAAUGUGGGCCAAUCGCAGGUGAGCGUACCUUGUGAUCAGAGAAAAAUCACCUACCUCUUCAGCCUCUUGGGCUGGUAAAAAAAAAUAACCGACUGAGUGUCUAACCUCUGCAUCCAGAAGAUGGAAUAUCACACUGAUUCACACAUUUAUUUGUAAGACUGGUUGAUAUUAUUGGGCAUCAGUUAUAUACUGAGGGUCUGCUUAUUUGCUGGGAGAGCGGACACGCUGAACUAAAAACCUGGACUGACUGGAAUUUACCAGUAGACUUCUGUCACAUGAGUGCAGGAGUUUUCCAGCUUUGGUGUUUAUUUGUUUAAAAGAUGACAUGUUUGCUCAGAGUGUAAUUAUCCUCUGGGCCAGAACCACAAAAUGGUCUUCACGUACUGUUCUUGUUUGUACAAUGUUGACGGGUCUUAAGAAAAUUACACAUGGAUACUCCAGCACUUGUCCAGUCAGGGACUGACCUAGAAGGCUCUCUUUCCAGCCCGCGGUGUAUUAGUCCAAUGCAUGCUCAAUUAUGCUAAAUUAACAUACUCGCUUAAGAUUAGUGGUUGAUAUGGAGCUGUGCAGUCCUUGUGUUAAAUGUACCAGAAAAAAGUAUUGAUGAACAGACAGACACUGCUCUUAAAAGCAUUCUCUCAGCCCUCCCAUUGGUUAAAACCGAGUUCUGUUUUAACCCUUUCCUGCCUUCCAGACCACCUUUUUUUGAGUGCUUGGUUGUUGUAAAUAUGCUUAUCGUGCUGUGUUCCUGUUCAGAUGCGAUGCACAUGCAAUGAUUUCAGGCUUAGGCCUCGUAGUUUAGUCCACUCUUUGGACUUGAAUGUCUGUUCUAUGAGGAACAAUAGGGAUUGGUGGUCUAGGGGCCAGACUGUUCAAACCUCUGUUAAGGUUGCUGUAGUUUUCCCAUGAAGUCCUACUGUUUGUAUGUGCAGUCUUAGAAUAAAAUAAAUAUACAAAUAAAAA